This is a messenger RNA of Portunus trituberculatus (swimming crab), 1666 nucleotides long. Its product is annotated as probable phosphoserine aminotransferase. Lineage: Eukaryota; Metazoa; Arthropoda; Malacostraca; Decapoda; Portunidae. Bases 284 to 1387 code for a protein of 367 amino acids. Gene Ontology annotation, molecular function: O-phospho-L-serine:2-oxoglutarate transaminase activity; pyridoxal phosphate binding. Gene Ontology annotation, biological process: L-serine biosynthetic process. The record is from RefSeq and is a predicted model, not a curated record. Gene Ontology annotation, cellular component: cytoplasm. The transcript is spliced from 9 exons.
AAGAAGCUGCUGGUACACUGGCCCGGGGUGGUGGGUGGCAGGAGGCCAGGGUGAGCCGCGGCACGGUGAAGAAAGACAUGAGGGGCGCGCCUGCCAGGCAAGGUCUGAACAGCCCGACCCUUCAGCUUCGGUCGAUUUGGCGAAUGGGACAAGUGUUCAGGCAGGCCAUCCAUGGGUAGCCUGCCUGACGUGGCUCUCUCCACGAGUACCGCCGUCCGCCAGUCUGGGCGUCACCAUUCACCUAGAAGCACCAGGAGUACCUACCAGCCUCACCAACCACACCAUGACUCAGGAAUUUAGCUACUUUGCCCCCGGCCCGGCCAAAAUUCCCGAGGAGGUACUCCGUGGGCUGCAGGAGGAGCUGCUGUGCCACAAAGACACCCACGUGAGCGUCCUUGAAGUGUCCCAUCGCUCCAAAGACUUCGGGGACAUCAUCCAGGCCGCGGAGAAGACUGUUAGGGAGCUUCUGAAUGUCCCCUCCAACUACCGGGUGGUGUUCAUGCAGGGCGGAGGGACGGGCCAGUUCGCCGCGGUGCCCCUUAAUCUCAUGGCCAGGACAGGCAAGGCGGACUACAUCGUGACGGGAUCAUGGUCAGCCAAGGCAGCCAAGGAAGCGGCAAAGUACGGCCAGGUGAGCGAGGUGGUGCCCCGUAGCGAGCGGUACACAGGAGUGCCACCAGCCUCCACCUGGACCCUCGACCCCCAGGCCUCCUAUGUCUACUACUGCGCCAACGAGACUGUCGAAGGAGUGGAGUUCCAGAGCGUUCCCGAAGUGCCUGAGGGAGUGCCUCUGGUGUGUGACAUGUCCUCCAACUUCUUCACGCGACCUGUUGACGUGUCCAAGUUCGGUGUGAUUUACGGCGGGGCGCAGAAGAACAUCGGAUGUGCAGGAGUGACGCUGGUGAUCAUCAGGGAAGACCUUCUGGGCAGCCCACUUCCCAUCUGUCCCAUCGUCUUCGAUUACGCUGUCAUGGACAAAAACAAAUCACUUUACAACACGCCACCAACUUUUGCCAUCCACGUGAUGGGGGAGGUGCUGGGGUGGGUGAGGAAGGAGGGCGGCGUGCAGGAGAUGGAGAGGAGGUGCCUGGAGAAGAGCAGCAUGAUCUAUUCCAUCGUGGACUCCUCCGGCGGCUUCUACAGCACCGUUGUGGAGCCAGGGAGCAGGUCUCGCGUCAACGUAGUGUUUAGGGUGGGAGGCAAGGGAGGCGACGAGCAGGUAGAAAAGACCUUCCUGGAUGAGGCUGGAAAACUAGGGCUGCUCUCCCUCAAAGGACACAGGUCCGUGGGCGGCGUGCGGGCGUCUCUGUACAACGCCCUCAGUGUGAAGGACGCCAGGAGACUCGCAGACUUCAUGGUGAGCUUCAAGGAGCAGCACGGAGCCUAGAGGGAGGGAAGGACUGGAAGGGAAGGCGUCACUCUGGAAAGGAAGGUGUCACUCUGGAAGGCUUGGAAGAGAAGGGAUCAUUUUGCUACUGUUCCCUCUCAUGGUUGUGUGUCGCUAUUUCUUGUCUUUUUUUUUUUUCAUUAUUAUUGAGCGUAUCGCUGGUGUUUGGAAGGAAGGUAUGUGUAUAUAUUUAGCUUUCAUUGUUACUCUUACUUAUUCCAUGGCUCUCUUUUUCUCUCUCUCUUUACUAUUAAUUAAAUUGUCCGUGCCAUAUUGCUA